UUCUUGAAGACUUGGGCGUGUCUUCAUUCUUGCAUUUUCAGCCACAGUUCAAAACAGAGGAAAAGCUCUCAGUAUGUGUAAAUGUGGAGUACUGGUGUAUUGAGGAUCAUUGCAAAUCUCCCAAACAUUUUGUGUGUGUUAUGGACGACAAAGACAGAGACUCCUUUGACCCGAGCCUUCCUGAGGAGGGUCCGUCUGCUCCGCCCCCCGGCUGGCUGGACAAUGUGACAGGCUACGAGGACCAUAGAGUGGGAGACUGUACAGAUCAAAUCUGUCCUCCUCCAGCAGACCUUGUCCCUCAGCCUGAAAAUAACAAAAAUGCUUUAGUUCCAAACGUUAUGGUGCCGGCUGUCUCAGAGGAUGUAGCAAGAGAUGCUCUACUGCAGUUUGUGGGUAAAAAGUGGACAUACAGCAGCAAACCUGCGAAAAAUCUGAUCUUCAAAGAGUUGAAUCCUUUUACAGUUUACCGUUACCGCCUGGAAACAUUUACAGAGUCCAGAUCAAGUGUCUGGGAAUCAGAGCCGCACACAGGUCAGUUUGUAGAUGGUCCUCAGAAUGGAGUAAGUCCUCCACCGUGGCACGUCCAAGUGUCCUAUCCACCCAAAUUUACUGAUUUUGUUCAGAAAGUCAGGGUGCCACACUCUUCAUUCAUAAAGCCGUGUCACCGAUGUCAUGGUAACGGCCGCGUGAGGUGUACAAAUUGCCAUGGAGGAGGACUGACUCGCUGUAUGUUUUGUCACGGUUCUGGUCACAGUCGCAACCGACGGUGCACAAACUGCCAUGGACGAGGAAGAAAAAGGUGUGUCUCAUGUCACGGAAAGGGUUUCAAAGUCUGUCUUACAUGUAAUGGCCACAGAAACCUUGUGCAUUUCAUACAGCUCACAGUUACAUGGAAGAACCAAGUGUUUGAAUUUAUACCUGACCGGGUGCCUGAAUUCCCAGGGAAGAAGUUUGAGAAGGUGUCUGGGGAAGCGUUCUUUGUAGAUGAAAACCUCCUGGUCUAUCCAGUAGAGGGCUUCCCUGACCAGGACAUCUGUGAGGCCUCAAAAGGAGCAAUCCAGAAUCACCUCCUUAAAUAUUCUGGUGUUAGCCGCAUCUUGCAACAGCGACAAACAAUUGAGCUGGUGCCCCUCACUCAUGUUUUCUAUGCUUACAAUGGGCAAGACUACAAUUACUUUGUUUUUGGGAGAGAAAACAAGGUUCACAUGACCAAAUACCCUGCUUCCUGUUGUAUUUUGUAAUAUCUGUGUUUGUCUUAUCUCUGGGCAAAUGUCCUAAAAUAAUUUUAUUAAGAUGUAUGUUACUACUAGAGUAAAAUAUGCAAUCAUAUUUUGUAAUAUAUUGAUUAAUUGUAAAUGACUAAACGUU
Molecule: messenger RNA, 1368 nt
Organism: Myxocyprinus asiaticus (Chinese sucker)
Lineage: Eukaryota; Metazoa; Chordata; Actinopteri; Cypriniformes; Catostomidae
Product: protein SSUH2 homolog
Exons: 12
Coding region: 141-1241 (366 amino acids)
Molecular function (GO): heat shock protein binding
Source: RefSeq, a predicted model, not a curated record